Messenger RNA from Leucoraja erinaceus (little skate), 2433 nucleotides. RefSeq names its product E3 ubiquitin-protein ligase TRIM39-like. Gene Ontology annotation, biological process: protein ubiquitination. Gene Ontology annotation, molecular function: zinc ion binding; protein binding; ubiquitin-protein transferase activity. The transcript is spliced from 6 exons. Lineage: Eukaryota; Metazoa; Chordata; Chondrichthyes; Rajiformes; Rajidae. The coding region runs from base 730 to 2337 and encodes 535 amino acids. The record is from RefSeq and is a predicted model, not a curated record.
AGUCCAGGACAAGGGGUCACAGCUUAAGGAUAAGGGGGAAAUCCUUUAAAACCGAGAUGAGGAGAACUUUUUUUCACACAGAGAGUGGUGAAUCUCUGGAACUCUCUGCCACAUAGGGUAGUUGAGGCCAGUUCAUUGGCUAUAUUUAAGAGGGAGUUAGAUGUGGCCCUUGUGGCCAAGGGGAUCAGAGGGUAUGGAGAGAAGGCAGCUACGGGAUACUGAGUUGGAUGAUCAGCCAUGAUCAUAUUGAAUGGCGGUGCAGGCUCGAAGGGCCGAAUGGCCUACUCCUGCACCUAAUUUCUAUGUUUCUAUGUUUCUAUUAUUCCAGUGGUUCUGGAUUCCCCUAAAUAUCUGGGUAAAAAGACCCCAUCUAAUUUCCUCAUGAUCGUAUACACCUCUAUCAGAUUACCCCGCAGCCUCAUGGGCUCCAAGGAAUGAAGUCCUACCCUGCCCAACUUCUGACUUUCGCUCGUGACCUCGAGUCCUGGCGACAACCUCGUAAAUCUUUCCUGCUCUCUUUCCAGCUAUGUGUUCUGCCUUCGACUGCCGCAAACCUUAUUCAGGGCUGUUUAAUAUCUAUGAUCUCUCCCUCGUGUGAGAUUAGUUAGAAGCGACUAGGACACCUUCACACUGAAGACUUGCAGCCAAAUAACAUGAAUUCCCCGAGACGGCAGCUGCUGCAGUGGACACGCGAGAUACUGCAGGGGUUCACCAGUUGCGCGAAAGGGAAUGCGUUUUGAACCAGGAAGUGGAGAAUUUAAAAUGGAUGCGAAAGACCACGUCGAGAGUUGGACCGAGGAGGCAAUUUGUCCCAUCUGCCUCGAUUUCUUCACCGAUCCGGUCAUACUGGAGUGUGGGCACAACUUCUGCCGUUCCUGUAUCACACAGAGUUGGGACAGGAAGGCGAGAAACUCCUGCCCGGAAUGUAGAGAGGAGUUUACAGACCGCACCCUCAGGGUGAAUCGGGCCUUAGCGAGACUGUCUGAGAAAGCUCGAACACUGAGCGUGUAUCGGACAGAGAAGGAAAGUAAACUUCAGUGCGAGGAACAUCAGGAAGAACUGAAGCUGUUUUGUGAAACUGACAAGAAGCUGAUCUGUGUGAUUUGUCGAGAUGCGCGGGAACACAGAGAUCACCGCUUCAUGCCGAUUAAAGAAGCUGUUGAAAUAUACAAGGAUCAUGUGAAAUCUUCCGUCCAGUCUCUCACAAAAAAGAAAUCAGAGAUCCAGCGAAUGGAGCAGCAACAGAAACAGAAGAUUUCUGGAGUUCUGAAACAGUCACACAACCUUCAGUCCAAGAUCACAUCCCAGUUUGCCGAACAGCACAAGAUUCUCACUGAGAAAGAGCAGCGCGCACUGGCAGAUAUCCGAGAGGAAGAGAAGAAGAUUCUAAAUUCAAUGGAGAGAAAUCUUGGAGAGAUUCAAGAGAAUUUAAAUUCCAUUCAGGAGGAACUCAUGAAGUUGCAGCAACAGAUGGAUCAAAAAGACAGUGUGGUGUUUCUGAAGGAGGAAGCUGGUCGCAAGCGAAGUGUCCGUGAUGAAGCCAAACCACUGUUGGUGGUAGAUUACGCCUUGCCGAUUGAAAAGUUUAAUUGCUCUGUUUCGUUCAACACCAUAUUCACAGAAAUAUCUGAGGACUUCAAGCGAGUCUCCGUCACCCUGGAUGUGGAAACAGCGCAUCCGGAGCUCGAGGUGUCCGAGGAUCGGAAGAGGGUGAGACGGGCCCGGAGGAGUCUCCCUGACACCGGGACGAGGUUUACAAACUGGCAGUGUGUGCUGGGAUCGGAGGGAUUCACAUCGGGGAGACAUUACUGGGAGGUGGAGGUGGCGGGGAGUGAGUGGUGGAGUCUGGGAGUCGCCGCAGAGUCUGUGGAGAGGAAGGGACCUGUCACACUGACCCCGGAGACUGGAGUUUGGAGGAUUAGGCGGCGGGAUGACAAGUUUGUUGCAGUCACCGACCCUCCAUCCCCUCUCCCCGCCCGUCCCAUCCCCGGGAGGGUGGGAGUUUAUCUCAGGUACGAUUCCGGAACAGUUUCAUUUUACGACGCGGACACCAAGUCCCAUCUCCACACCUUCACUGGGAAUACAUUCGCGGAGAAACUUUAUCCUCUCCUCUGGGAGUUGGAUGGAAACUGGCUGAUAAUCUGCUCCGGUUCCGCUCCGGGUGUGUAUAAGGGUCGGGUCCCGGGAUCGGCGUCAGGAGCGGGGCACAGGCUGGGGCUGUGGGGCAAAAACCCGGUGAACAACAGGUCUGCGCUGAACGAACGGCUACAAUUUAAUCCCCAAAUUCCGUGUCGUAAAACCCCAGUGAGCGCGGAAAUCAAACCAGGGGCGUUGUAAAUGAGGGAAAAGUGAAAUAAACAACAACUGAAAUCAGAGCUGUCUGUCGAUCCGUUCAUUUUAACGCGUUAACCGCGUUCAGCAACGGAAAAUAAA